AUGGCUACUGUCACUGCCACUGCCAUUGCCAACAAGACCUCUGGAGGCAACAACGCCUUCCACAACUUCAACAAUGACUUCGCCCACAUCCAAGAUCCCAAUGAGCGACGAAGACUUGCUCUGGCCGAGGUCGACAAGGCUCCUUUUGGAUGGUACCAUGUUCGUGCUUGCGUAGUCGCUGGUAUAGGUUUCUUCACUGAUUCCUACGAUAUAUUUGCCAUUAACUUGGUUACCGCUAUGUUGGGUGUCGUGUUCUUCAACAACAAGAAGUCCAAGGGGACCAUUCCUACAAACUCAGAUACCGCCAUCAAGGUCGCUACAUCUGGUGGAACUGUUCUCGGUCAAUUGGGAUUCGGAUAUCUUGCCGAUGUUGUGGGUCGCAAGCGCAUGUACGGACUCGAGUUGAUCAUUAUUAUCUUUGCGACUCUCGCUCAAGCUCUCUCAUCCCCAUCGCCAGCUAUCUCGAUUACGGGUCUCAUUAUUUUCUGGCGUGUGAUUAUGGGUAUCGGAAUUGGAGGUGACUACCCAUUGUCCUCCGUCAUUACCUCUGAGUUUGCUACCACCAAAUGGAGAGGAGCCAUGAUGAAUGCAGUGUUCGCCAUGCAGGGUAUUGGUCAAUUCACCGCCGCAAUCAUUGCCUUGAUUGUCACUUCUGGCUUCAAGGAGUCCCUUGAGACAGGUAAGAAGAUCGGAAAGGUUGGAGCAGCCACCAACUGCACUGGUGUCUGCCAACUGGCUGUCGACAAGAUGUGGCGUGUUAUUGUCGGGUUCGGUGCUGUUCCCGGCUGUAUCGCUCUCUACUACCGUCUCACCAUCCCAGAAACCCCUCGUUACACUUUCGAUGUCGCACGCGACGUUGAGAAAGCAGGAGAAGAUGUCCAGGCAUACAUAAAGGGCAAAUCUGAAGGCCAUCCAGAUGAGAUCCGCCGUGUUACCACCAUUGCUCAAUCAUCCCAGGCUCUCGAGAUCCCUAAGGCAUCAUUCAAGGAUUUCAUUCACCACUACGGUCAAUGGAAGAACGGAAAGAUUCUCCUCGGUACAGCUGGUUCAUGGUUCUUCCUCGAUGUUGCCUACUAUGGCCUCGGCCUUAACAACUCCAUUAUCCUCACUGCUAUCGGAUGGUCUGGUGGUAGCAACAUGUACGAGGUAUUCUACAAGAACGCUGUUGGUAACUUGAUCCUCGUCUGCGCUGGUGCUAUUCCAGGUUAUUGGGUUUCAGUCGCUACCAUCGAUACUCUCGGCCGCAAACCAAUCCAAAUAAUGGGUUUCGUUCUCCUGACCAUUCUUUUCAUCGUGAUCGGAUUUGCCUACAACCAUCUUUCCGGACAUGCCCUUCUCGCCCUUUACGUCCUCGCACAAUUCUUCUUCAACUUCGGACCCAACUCCACAACAUUUGUUGUCCCUGGCGAGUGCUUCCCAACUCGAUACCGUUCGACUUCUCAUGGUUUCUCCGCUGCCUCUGGAAAAGUCGGUGCCAUCAUCGCUCAGUGUGUGUUUGGUCCUCUCCGAACCCGUGGCGCCGCACCUGGUGCUACCGGCAAAGCUGCCUCUCCUUGGUUGGACCACGUCAUGCAGAUCUUCGCUCUCUUCAUGUUGUGUGGUGUGUUUACCUCGUUCUUAAUACCGGAGACCAAGCGCAAGACUCUUGAGGAAUUGGCUGGUGAAGUUCCAGGAACACCCAACUACGACCCAGUCAAUGGUGGUCCGCGUAAGAACUCCCGCGGCGGGUCAGAAGAAGUCCCUGAAAUUAACGCUGGUCCCGAGAAGAUCGUUUGA
Molecule: messenger RNA, 1776 nt
Organism: Lachnellula hyalina
Lineage: Eukaryota; Fungi; Ascomycota; Leotiomycetes; Helotiales; Lachnaceae
Product: Repressible high-affinity phosphate permease
Exons: 4
Coding region: 1-1776 (591 amino acids)
Biological process (GO): transmembrane transport; phosphate ion transport
Cellular component (GO): membrane
Molecular function (GO): phosphate transmembrane transporter activity
Source: RefSeq, a predicted model, not a curated record